AUGACGCCUUUCAACGCCGCUUCUGACGCCUUUCAACUCCAUCCCGACGUUCGCUCGUAUAGAACGACCCUCGACGUGACCGUCGACCAAAAGUACGGCUUCCACGCGUUUUUGCUCGCGACGAUCGCGUCGUUGCUGCUCGGUCACGUCGCGACGCACGCGCACAGAGUGGACGUCCGCGCGUCGUCGUCGUCGGCGGCGGCUGCUGCGACGGCGUCCGACGCCCGUCCGACACGUAAUGUCCGACACGUCCGACGCCGCGUCGUCGGCGUCGCGAUCGGCGCGUCGUUCCUCCUCCUCGUCGUCGGCGCGCGCGCGCGAUCGAUAGCGUUCGAGUUCGAGGGCCUCGCCGGGUUCGCCCUGCGCGUCGCCGCGGCGAACGGCGCCGACGCCGCGGCGGUGAGACUGCUUCCCAUACGACCCCGUUCGCGUGGUGCACGCCGUUCCUUAAGGGCUUUUCCCGUCGUCACUCUUCACCCGCGCUUCCCUUUCAACGCGGCGGCGAACGCGGACGACGUCGCCAACCCGCGCGCGUUUUCGUUGACGUCGCUGACGACGACGCGGGGCUGGCCUCGAAGACGCUCUUCCGCCGCUUCCGUCGCGCUCUUCGCGUUCGCGCUGCUCGCGCCCGCGCUCUCGCUGCUCUUCUUCGCCGCGCUUCUCGCGCUCUCCCUCCCGCCGCGGCCGGCGGCGGCGGCGGCGGCGUCGGACGACGACGACGACGGCUCGGACGCUCGCGCCGCGGACGGGAAUCGCGGCGGCCGGGAAUCGCGCCGCCGGUCGGCGGAAUCUCCGCCGCGGCGAAAGAUUGUCAAUCUCCGCGAGGCGCUCGUCGUCGCCGCGGAGAUUUCGCGCGCGUGGAGCGCGCUGGACGUCUUCGUCGUCUCCGCGCUCGCGGCGGCGACGCAGAUCCGACGAUUCGCCGCGUUUAUCCUCGGAGACGCGUGCGACGGCGUCGACGACGUCUUACGUCGGAUGCGAUCCGCGGAGGAGAACGGCGGCGGCGGCGCGGAUAUCCUUCCCGGGAUGCGCGGCGUCGACUCGUGUUUCGACGUGGAGACGUCGUUGGGUUGGGGAUGGUACGUCUUGGCCGCGGCAGCGACGCUCGGGUACGUCUCAGCCGCGGCGAUCGGACGCGCGCGGUUCGAACGCGGCGGCGGCGACGAAGGCGGCGACGAAGGCGGCGGCGGCGACGAAGGCGACGAAUACGCGUCCUGGCUGGACGCGGAGGAACGAGGAAACGGCGGCGGCGGCGGCGGCGGCGCGACGGACGCGUAG
This is a messenger RNA of Micromonas pusilla CCMP1545, 1278 nucleotides long. RefSeq lists its product as uncharacterized. The coding region runs from base 1 to 1278 and encodes 425 amino acids. The transcript has 2 exons. NCBI's taxonomy places the organism in Eukaryota, Viridiplantae, Chlorophyta, Mamiellophyceae, Mamiellales, Mamiellaceae. The record is from RefSeq and is a predicted model, not a curated record.